CGGGGCCGACCCUGGGCCGAGUGGCUUCCCAUAAUGCCGCGUCCCGGAAAUUCCGGCUUUCUAAGGGGCACGGUGGAUUCGGCUCUGUUGCUCUCUAUUCGUCACCGGGAGGAAGACGGAGCCGGCCGCCUAGCCCAAAGGCCCAUUAGGGGAUGCAGUUAUGGGAGCUGUCACCGUGGUCCCAGGAGCUGGCCAAUGAAUUCUCGGUGUUGGCGUCCUUCUCGACCCCGGACCCCAAGAUUCCCGCAAUUAGGAUUCGCCUUUCAAGUGUUCCUUUGGAGUGUGAGCUACUGCAACCAGAUUUACUAGUGCUGUCUUCACUACUGCAGACUUCUGACUUCUUCGUUCUUCUUCCUUUUCUUUUUCACCAGAACUUGUUUGCUCCAUUCUUUUGUACCUACCUUUUGCACAUUGUAAUCAUCCUUUAUGCCUCAGAUUGUUAUUUUGUGUCAGUAAAUAAUCCGUAAAGUGCCAGCAUGGGAAAGAAACGGACAAAGGGAAAAACUGUUCCAACUGAUGAUUCCUCUGAAUCUUCAGAACCUAUAUGUAGACACAUUAGAAAAGGAUUGGAACAAGGUAAUUUGAAAAAGGCUUUAGUCAAUGUGGAAUGGAAUAUUUGUCAAGACUGUAAGACAGACAACAAAGUAAAAGAUAAAUCUGAAGAAGAAACAGAAGAAAAUCCGUCAGUUUGGCUAUGUCUUAAAUGUGGCCAUCAGGGCUGUGGCAGAAAUUCUCAGGAACAGCAUGCUUUGAAGCACUAUAUGAUACCAAGAUCAGAGCCACACUGUCUGGUUCUCAGUUUGGACAACUGGAGUGUGUGGUGUUACCUCUGUGAUAAUGAAGUCCAGUAUAGUAGUUCAAACCGAUUGGGCCAAGUGGUUGAUUAUGUUAGAAAACAAGCUGGUACUGUAACUCCCAAGCCAGACAGGGAUAAUGGAAACAUUGAACUUGAAAACAAAAAAUUAGAAAAAGAGAGUAAAAAUGAACAAGAAAGAGAAAAGAAGGAAAACAUGACUAAAGAAAAUCCACCCAUGAAUUCUUCCCAAAUAACCGUGAAAGGACUCAGUAAUUUGGGAAAUACAUGUUUCUUCAAUGCAGUUAUGCAGAAUUUGUCACAAACACCAGUGCUUAGAGAGUUACUGAAAGAAGUGAAAAUGUCUGGAACAAUUGUAAAAAUUGAACCACCUGAUUUAGCACUAACAGAACCCUUAGAAGUAAACCUUGAGCCUCCAGGUCCUCUAACUUUAGCCAUGAGCCAGUUUCUUAAUGAGAUGCAAGAGACCAAAAAGGGAAUUGUGACACCUAAAGAACUCUUUGCUCAGGUCUGUAAAAAAGCAGUGCGGUUUAAGGGCUACCAGCAGCAAGACAGCCAGGAGCUACUUCGCUAUUUACUGGAUGGGAUGCGAGCAGAAGAACACCAAAGAGUGAGUAAAGGAAUUCUUAAAGCAUUUGGUAAUUCUACUGAAAAAUUGGAUGAAGAACUAAAAAAUAAAGUUAAAGAUUAUGAAAAGAAAAAAUCAAUACCAAGUUUUGUGGACCGUAUCUUUGGUGGUGAACUGACUAGUACAAUCAUGUGUGAUGAGUGCAGCACUGUUUCUUUGGUUCAUGAAUCUUUCCUUGAUUUGUCUCUCCCAGUUUUAGAUGAUCAGAGUGGUAAGAAAAGUAUAAAUGAUAAAAAUCUGAAAAAGACAAUGGAGGAUGAAGAUAAAGACAGCGAGGAAGAAAAAGAUAAUGACAGUUACAUAAAAGAGAGGCAUGAUAUUCCUUCUGGAACAAGUAAGCACUUACAGAAAAAAGCAAAGAAGCAAGCCAAAAAGCAAGCCAAGAACCAACGAAGGCAACAAAAAAUUCAAGGAAAAGUUCUUCAUUUGAAUGAUAUCUGUACCAUUGACCAUCCUGAAGACAAUGAAUGUGAGGCUGAAAUGUCACUUCAGGAAGAAGUAGAAAUUAAAUCCAACCAUAUUUCACAAGAGGAAGUUACACAUAAAGAAUUUUGUGUUAAUCAGAAAGAUUUGAAUGGACAAGAAAAAAUGAUAGAAAAUAUAACUGACAAUCAAAAGUCCAUAGAGGAAAUAGAUAUUAAAAAUAUCGAUAUGGAUAAUGACCUGGAGGAAUUGGCAUCAUCUCCCUCUGAAUGUAUUAGGAAUUUAAAUGGUACCUUUCUGAAAGAAGGGAGUAAUGGAGAGGUGGACAUUUCCAGUGGUUUCAAAAACCUUAACUUAAAUGCUGUUCUUCAACCUGAUGAAAUAGAUAUAGAGAUUCUGAAUGACAGUCAUACUUCUGGGACAAAAGUAUAUGAGGUUGUAAAUGAAGAUCCAGAAACUGCUUUCUGUACUCUUGCAAAUAGAGACACUUUGAACACUGAUGAGUGUUCAGUUCAACAUUGUUUAUAUCAGUUCACCCGUAAUGAGAAACUUCGAGAUGCAAAUAAACUGCUUUGUGAAGUAUGCACACGGAGGCAAUAUAAUGGACCAAAGGCAAAUACAAAAGGUGAAAGAAAACAUGUUUAUACCAAUGCCAAAAAGCAGAUGCUAAUUUCUCUUGCUCCUCCUGUUCUCACUCUUCAUUUAAAGAGAUUUCAGCAGGCUGGUUUUAACCUACGCAAAGUUAACAAACACAUAAAGUUUCCGGAAAUCUUAGAUUUGGCUCCUUUUUGUACCCUUAAAUGUAAGAAUGUUGCAGAAGAAAACACAAGAGUACUAUAUUCAUUAUAUGGAGUUGUUGAACACAGUGGUACCAUGAGGUCGGGGCAUUACACUGCCUAUGCCAAGGCAAGAACUGCAAAUAGUCAUCUCUCUAAUCUCAUUCUUCAUGGAGAUAUUCCACAAGAUUUUGAAAUGGAAACAACCAAAGGGCAGUGGUUUCACAUCAGCGACACACAUGUGCAAGCUGUGCCUACAGCUAAAGUUCUAAACUCACAAGCAUACCUCUUAUUCUAUGAGAGAAUAUUGUAACAACAAAAAAGUGCUUUCUUUGGAAAUGCAUUUGUGGCUUUUUUUUAAUGGCUGUUAUUAGUAACGAUAAAAAAUUAAAGACUACAAAUCAUGUUCACUUAAUACUAAAUACCUGACAGAAGAAAUCAUGUUUAUUUAAGUAUCAAAGGGAAAGCACUUAAAAAUUCAGUGAAUUUUUUUUUUUUGUAUUGUCAUAGUGGUUUUUUUUUGCUUCAUUUCUGAAAAGUAAAUUUGAAUUAUUUAAUUCCUCUGUGCUUAAUGUUUGGGUGGUGGAUCAUGACCCAUUAAUAAACUGACUUCCUCCAAAACUUGUUUUAUUACUUAGAUUUUUAAGUUACAUUGACUGCACUAGAUAACAUUAAAUAUUUGCUGUUAUCAAAGUAUAACAUAGGACAAACUUAGACUGUAGUUUGGUACCAAAUCCUCUUUUAUGCCAGCAUGUCAGAGAAAGUCUACAAAUUGUCCUUCUAAAAAAUUCCUUUUUUGAUCCUUCGGUUCAUAAGCGUGAUGAUUGGGUAUUCACGCUCUUGUGUGAGAUGUGCCUCCCUCUAAACCUUGUUACGACAUUGGCACAUUACCCGUCUGACGUGAAAAAAAAAAAAAAUUCCUUUUUUACCCAAGUUAGCCAAUACCAGGUUAGUUACAACCAGGUUUAGAACAUCAAGCCUGCCAGAACUUCUUGUAUAGUUCAACAUUUUAGAAUUUUAUGAAUAAGAAAACUUUGCAUCAUUCCUAACUCUGAUGAGUUUAUGUAAAAACCAGUCAACCAAACUGUUUUCUAAAAUAAAUACCUUUGAGCUGGGUGCAGUGGCUUAGGUCUGUAAUUCCAGUAACUCGAAGCUGAGGCAGGAGGACCACAAAUUCAAGGCUAGCCUCAGCAACUUAGGGAGACCCUGUCUCAAAAUAUAAAAAGGGCUGGGGACGAGGCUAAGUGGUAAAGCACCACUGGGUUCAAUUCCCAGUACCAAAAAAAGCAAAAAUCCUUUGAAAUACCAAAAACAAUAUAAUUCUGAACUAUUAAUCAAGGGCUGAUGUCACCAAUACAUGUAAUAGCACAUAUCCUAUAAAAAUAAAUGAAAUCUUUUUGUA
Messenger RNA from Marmota monax (woodchuck), 4043 nucleotides. RefSeq names its product ubiquitin specific peptidase 16 (gene Usp16). Lineage: Eukaryota; Metazoa; Chordata; Mammalia; Rodentia; Sciuridae. The record is from RefSeq and is a predicted model, not a curated record. Gene Ontology annotation, molecular function: zinc ion binding; cysteine-type endopeptidase activity; cysteine-type deubiquitinase activity. Gene Ontology annotation, biological process: regulation of gene expression; regulation of cell cycle. The transcript has 20 exons. Gene Ontology annotation, cellular component: nucleus; cytosol. The coding region runs from base 477 to 2954 and encodes 825 amino acids.